This is a messenger RNA of Peronospora farinosa, 5445 nucleotides long. The record is from the annotation of a GenBank genome assembly. NCBI's taxonomy places the organism in Eukaryota, Oomycota, Peronosporomycetes, Peronosporales, Peronosporaceae.
AUGCCUGAACCCGACGACGACACAAGAGAACAGACCUCAACCACUCGAAACAAUAACAGCAGCUGUAACAGCAGCAGCUACAAAGCAUCAGGAAGUUCAAUUACCUCUGGUCUUGACAACGUUCCAAGUUUAAAUAGCUUCAUAUCCAGUCAAAGAGAUUGUAAAGAAGUGGCCGUGAACAGCUUUGAAGAGGAGUGCGUUGACAGUGACAUUCUCGAGGAUCCGAACGACGAGGAGAUGACGAUCAUGAACGACGAUAAUUCCGAUCUGAGUGAAGGAGAAGAGGAAGUAGUGGAGAACUCGAUUGACUUUUCAGUUAAUCGAGCUACAGUUACUAAAGCAGGAGUCAUUCCAUGCUGUGUCUUUGUGGGUCGAGUGCGGUGGGGCACGACGGAUUGGGAGAUUUAUUUUGGACAAAAACAACUACUGAGACUGCAUUUGAACCUGCAUCUCUAUAGUCUUUUUAACCGACACAAAUUGAUGCGGGGAGUGCAUCUGCCGUGGACAAUUUGGCGUGAAAAGCGCGCUGAAAAACGAGUGAUGGACGUCUAUGUUGUGCAAAACUAUAUUAGAAAGUUGCUAAAAGACAGGGACUGGAGAAAUUCCGAGCCAUUGCUAUCAUUCUUGGAGGUGAGUCCGUCGAGAGCGAUGCUGCGACUUGGGCCGUCGCUGAAGGAGGGAUACGUGCACAUGCGCAUUAACGGACCAUUCCAGCUGCCGUUGUACACAUGUUUCAAUCGUACUAUUGAGGCACUGUAUCGGCAUCUGUACCGUGCUUGGAUGCGUAUUGCUUUUGUGUCAGCUAUUGUAGGCUUUAUUUUUCCAGUCUGCCUUGUGAUUGUGACGAGUCUUCCCACGUUCUUCUCUCCUCAAAAGGAGCUGGUAAACUCGGAUUCGGGUACCACGGAGGUAUCUACAAAGCUGAACACUGCUGGUGUUUUCAUGGGUCUAGCUGUUUUGGCGGGCAUUAUUUUCUUUGCUGGGUUUGUAUACAAGUUUUUCCAGCAUCGACUUGGUGUCAUCCGGCGAUGGGUGGUACUAAAACCUUCUUGCUUUGCUGCGUACCGGAAUCGAAAUGAUCGAGAGCCAAGUGAGGUGUUUUUGUUCGAUAAAACAUUUACAGCAAGGAAAGGAAGCUACAAACAAGGAGUAAGCUGGAUGCCGAGUGGUUUGGUCGUGGGUAGUAAAGCUGGUGAUAUCGAAAUCGACACAGGACAUUAUUACACUCGAUUGACAGCUUUUAUAGCUCUUAUGGGAGUUUGCUAUGGGAUUAUGCGUCUGUCAAAUAGCAUUUACGACUUCCAGAACCUUACUUUGAAUAAAAGCUUGGGUGUGCCAAUUGCGGACGCUUCAGGAUACGAGAAUUGGACGAAGAGCACCGAUGUUGAUUAUUGCGGCUACUACUUUACGGUGCCCGACGGCGUCACGGUUUACGUCGACAGUGACGAUGACAAAGUUGUAAUCUCGCAGCUACAGAUGCCGUCCUUGAAUUCGAUGACAGCGAACCUCGGAUACUUUUGGCAAAGCGAUAGCAUGGGCAACAGUCUGAACGUGAUCACGAACGCAGUUGGAGCAGGCACGAUGGUGAGUGUGGUGAAGCCAAUUGAUGUGAUACAUGACCGCUUUCUCAAAUCGGGCACAAAAUACUCGCUGUCAACAGUGGGUAUCUUGACGCUGAAAGGUGUCGCCACCGACAUUGCUGUGCAGCGCUUUGGCAAAGUUGAUAGUUUUUGUGUGAUUUCCGUGCGCAUAGCGCCUCUCACGUGGCGAUCGUACGUCUAUUACUUGAUGUUCCUGUUUGCAGGUGGCAUAAUAGCGCCGGUGGUUGGUUUCCUGGCUAACUAUUUUGUAACGUUCCUUGGACUUUGGCAUCCGCAUGUGCGGAGGGACCAUUGGUAUCGAUGUGUGUGUCGCCUGCAGAAGCUUAAGCGUCAGGAAACGUCUACGCGAUUUAACUCCUUUGCCCCGCAGCACAUCAGCACCGUGGGUGACGACGAUAGCGCCGCGGUUAACGCUAAAGCGAAGGCCGCGAACUUACCACUUGGAAGUACUCCAACUAGUGCGAUCAACCAGGUGGUGGAUUCGGUUGUGAAAUUUGAGCAGGGUGCCGUUCGUGUGGAUCUUGUGCCUCCAUCGCGUAUUGACAGCAGCACCCAAUCUGAGGAAGCAUUUGAGGCUCCACUACCGAAUCCUAGCGCUGUUAGCUGGCAUGUGGAUGCUGAAGACACGUAUGCAGCCAUGUUUAAAGCAAUUUCCAGCGCAAAAUAUGAGAUUCUGAUUGCUGGAUGGUGGGUGUGUCCGGACGUAUUCUUGCUGCGUCCAGGCCGGAAGUUACCCCCACGUGACACUGACGAAGAUCCCAACGGACAGCAAGUGAACAAGACGAUGCUGCGUCAGAUGCUGAUGAAGAAAGCUGAGGCUGGCGUGAAGAUCUACGUGCUGAUUUAUCGUGAAGUGAAGCUGGCACUUACGCUGAAUAGCGCAUACACAAAGCGCAGUCUGAUGGUGCACCCUAACAUUCGGGUUCUGCGUGAUCCGAUUUUUCAGAUUCAAAGUCUAGGAUUCUGGUCGCAUCAUGAAAAGAUCGUCUGUAUUGACCAGUCUUUGGCGUUUGUGGGCGGGCUGGAUUUGUGCUUUGGUCGAUACGACCACCAAGGACACCCGAUCAGCGACCCUAGCGACGAUCCCGUCUGGCGUGGCAAGGACUAUUCGAAUCCGAUCAUCAAGGAUUUUGUUCGGGUGAACAAACCUUUCGAAGAUCUUAUCGAUCGGUCUUCACAGCCGCGAAUGCCAUGGCAUGAUGUGCAUUGUAGUAUUUCUGGGCCACCCGUCCAGGAUGUAGCAUAUCACUUCAUUCAGCGCUGGAACUUUGUGUGCUCUAAGAACGACUACCAGCUUCGAACAGGCUGGUGCAUAUGCUUUCGUUCGCGGCGGUUUAAGUUCUUGCCGAAGUGCCUUGUUCCUAUGGACUUCAACGGAUGGAUGCUGCAGUACCCGUCCUCAGACCCGGAAGUGAUGCGGGAUGGAUCCACACGAACAACUAUUCCCGUCGUUCGUGAAGACUCGUUGACUAUGGAACCGUUUCAAGUGGUGCAGUCGGUGAAUCCCAUGUAUCCGUGUGCUGCUACAGGCCCUGAGUGGCCACCAACCACUUCUUUACACCCAUUAAAUCCGCUGCGACCACUCCUUACGAGCGCGCCGACGACCACGGAUCAAUUAGACGAUGGUGAAGUGCUGCGUGCUCAGCGCGGCGAGUCUAUUCUUCAAGUGUUUCACCCAAACGCUAAUAUGUGCAACGUCCAGGUGUGUCGUUCAGUAUCCAUGUGGUCAGCCGGCGUGCCUACAGAAGCCAGUAUUCAGGCUGCUUACAUGGAUGUGAUCGCGAAGUCGAAGCACUAUUUGUACAUUGAAAAUCAGUUCUUCAUUUCAGGAAUGGAUGGCAACGGAAUUGUACGAAAUCGAAUUUUGCAAGCGUUAGUGAAUCGCAUUGAGCGUGCUGUGCAGCGUGACGAGAAAUUUCGAGUGUAUGUGGUUAUGCCACUUCUCCCGGCAUUUGAGGGCAACGUCCGCAGCCAUGAACUUACGAACCUACACGCAGUGAUGCACUGGCAGUUUGCGACUAUUUGUCGUGGUCGCUACAGUCUCUUUGAGGCAUUGAAAGGUGUGACAAAUUACCCAGAGAACUAUGUGGCAUUUUUUGGAUUGCGUAAGUACGGUAUUAUGCCUAACGGAUGCGUGGCCACCGAGCAGAUUUACAUUCACAGCAAGCUCAUGAUCGCAGAUGACCGAUGCGCUAUUAUCGGCAGUGCCAACAUCAAUGACCGCAGUAUGAAUGGAGAUCGCGACUCAGAAAUUGCGCUUGUGAUCGAGGAUAUGCAGUAUGAGGAUGGUUUGAUGAACGAGAAGCCAUACCGACGAGGCGUUACGGCCAGCAAGCUUCGCAUGCAGCUUUUCCGUGAGCACCUAGGCCUGUCUGAUGAUGACAUCUCCGUAGCGGAUCCAACGUCAGAUCUCACAUGGCAGUCCAUCAAGUCCACUGCCUCAAGCAACACCAAGAUCUUUGAGGCUGUGUUUGAUUGUGCACCUUCAAAUCGCAUGCGCGGAUUUGUGAAUUUCCAGAGCAUUGAAGUAACGCAGAUUUUCGAAAAUCAGCGUUUAAAUGUGCUUAAGGUAUCGGGGCGAUCACACUUGUGGGACGCAAGCAAUCUAAAGGAGGGAGACUACGCACCAUGGACUGAUGUCAACGGCGUGCCGAUUGCGGCAGAUCGCGUGGAUCUGAGUGAUUUCGAGGUAGAUAACUACAGGGAUCGGAAGAAGAAGUUGUUUUCUAUGGAUCACGAUGGCUGGUGCUACGCGCGUAACUUUUCGGUUUUCCAAGAGGUUCGCACCAUGAAGACCGACUACAAGAAACGUGAAAAACUUCAGCAUCUUGUAGCGGAUAGAUUGAUGGCCCAAGUGCGACGACGGCGAUGGGACAAGAAGGGUUCGCUACCGCCACGUCCUGAUCCUCGCGAUAGCUCUUACAGCAUGGCUAGCGACGACGAGGAACAUGGACGAUUCCACUCGAUCUGGCGAAGACUUCAGCAAGGUGAUUUCAGUCGCUCGAACUCCAUCAGUACGACUCCGACACACUUCACUCAACUGGACUCAGGAGGUGUAAUAUCUGGUAGUGUGAGUGCCGGAGGUGCGACUCGCGGUCGCCGGUGUUAUAAUUCGGCACCGAUGCCGUUGAACGGUUCGAUGCUGGUGGUAGGUAACAACACUUCAUUGCUGUCUGCGGUGCCUGGUGAUACUCAAUCAUACCCGAACUCUCCCUGUUCCAUGCCGACGCCUCACAGUCCGUCUGUGAACGCGAUUAUAAAUGGACCUCGCAAUAUACGCAGUGUGCGCAGCCCGCGCGCAUCAUCUGUGCACGGUACUGGUGGUGGAGUUCGAGCUCGCGGUAAUACUCGAAGCGGGCGAGAUAGUCCUUACGGCUUUUUUAGUGCGGGUGGUGCUCGACAGCACGAUACAGACGACGAAUCGAGUGAUGCGGGCAGCGAGUAUGGAGGAGGCAUUAGUGCGUCUCUUAAGCGAUGGGUAUCCACGGUGGACGUGUUGGAUUUCGGCCGUCGCUCGAAGUUCAACGCCGAGUAUUUUGACACGGAGGAGGAUAAUUUGCAUGGCGAUGACCCGCAGCUGGAGGACGGUCGGGGUAGCUACCAUGCGGCCACCCGCGACGGUAUUCUUGCCGAAGAAGAUGAAGAUGGAGAUGAAAGGGAAGAGGACGAAGCCGACUGCCAGAUUGGUCACGUGCAGACAGCAGCUACGGUCCGCAAGGAAGAUGAAACGCGAGCACGUGACCAGCUUUCGGAGAUCCACGGCCAUCUCGUGGAAUUUCCACUGGACUUUUUGGUUGAGGAGAUCCUCAAACCGUCGGUCCUGCCUGCCGAUAUUCAUAUUUAA